Molecule: messenger RNA, 276 nt
Organism: Scheffersomyces stipitis CBS 6054
Lineage: Eukaryota; Fungi; Ascomycota; Pichiomycetes; Serinales; Debaryomycetaceae
Gene: WSC4
Product: Wsc4p
Exons: 1
Source: RefSeq, a predicted model, not a curated record
AUGUACACAGCUGUGGUCUCGGCAUUGACUCUUAAUCUGUGUUCUAAUUCGAACUUGGGAACUUUUCAGUCUACAUAUCAGUACAACUCAAUUGGGUAUUGCCUGGAUAAUUGCCGUAAUGCAGGCUACGCUGUGGCUAUACUCCAAAGUUAUUCAUGUUGGUGCUCAAACUCCGUACCAGCUGAUACCGUAGAUUUGUCCAAUUGCCAGGUUAAGUGUCCAAGCUACGAUUUAGAGGAUUGUGCUCAAGCAGGUUUCUAUGGCUAUUUCCUUGUU